Molecule: messenger RNA, 3056 nt
Organism: Sphaeramia orbicularis (orbiculate cardinalfish)
Lineage: Eukaryota; Metazoa; Chordata; Actinopteri; Kurtiformes; Apogonidae
Gene: slc13a5b
Product: solute carrier family 13 member 5b
Biological process (GO): succinate transport; transmembrane transport; fumarate transport
Cellular component (GO): plasma membrane
Molecular function (GO): sodium:dicarboxylate symporter activity; succinate transmembrane transporter activity; citrate transmembrane transporter activity
Source: RefSeq, a predicted model, not a curated record
AUGGUGCGAAAGCUUCCUUUUCUGCAUUUUCUUAGGAUGGCAUUCCUCAAAUAUCUGCGCUCCGUUAAGAAUGAGCUUAUCCUCUUCUCAACUCCAUUUAUUCUUCUUCCUCUGCCCCUGGUAAUCGGGACGUCGGAGGCAGAAUGUGCAUACAUAAUAAUCCUGAUGGCAGUGUACUGGUGCACAGAGGUCCUGCCUCUGGCAAUAACAGCUCUAAUGCCAGCCCUCCUCUUCCCAUUGUUUGGUAUUAUGCAGUCAAAAGAUGUGUGUAUGCAGUACCUGAAGGACACAAACCUGUUGUUUGUGGGGGGACUGAUGGUUGCUGUUGCAGUGGAGCACUGGAAUUUACAUAAACGCAUCGCUUUGAGGGUGUUGCUUCUUGUCGGUGUCCGUCCUGCACUUUUGAUGUUGGGCUUCAUGGGGGUGACAGCGUUCUUGUCCAUGUGGAUCAGUAACACAGCUACCACAGCCAUGAUGGUGCCUAUUGUCCAAGCUGUGUUGGAACAGCUGAACACCACAGAAGCAGAGAGACCUCAGUUCCUCAGCACAGAAGAACAGGUCCAGACGUCAGAGGUCGACAGCAAACAACUUCCUCAGACAGAGAAACAGAUUGAGGGGUCAAGUACAGUGGUUGUGACUUUCCUCGAUGCUUCGGUGGAAGCUACAAGGCAUAAAGAGGCAGCUGAAAAGAGGAGAAUGUGUAAAGGGAUGACACUGUGUGUUUGUUAUGCUGCCAGCAUUGGAGGCACCGCCACACUGACAGGGACUGGCCCCAAUCUGGUGCUCAAAGGCCAGAUGAACCAACUCUUUCCUGACAAUGGAGAUGUGAUUAACUUUGCCUCCUGGUUCGGCUUUGCCUUCCCUAACAUGAUCCUCAUGCUCACACUGGCCUGGCUUUGGCUGCAGUUUGUCUUCAUGGGAUUUAACUUUAAGAAGACGUGGGGAUGUGGGUCAGUGAAAACAGAGAAGGAAAUUGCUGCCUAUAAUGUGAUCCGUGAGGAGUAUCGUCUGUUGGGACCUAUGUCAUUUGGAGAGAUCAACGUCCUAGGUCUCUUCAUCCUGCUGGUGGUGAUGUGGUUCACAAGGGACCCGGGUUUUGUUCAUGGCUGGGCGACAGAGAUCUUCAACUCCAAAGCAGAGUAUGUGACAGAUGCCACAGUGGCAAUUUUCAUUGCCGUUCUUCUCUUUGUUCUGCCAUCAAAACCCCCGCAUUUCUGUUCAUGGAGGACCCAAAGUUUUGACACAACACCCCAUCAAACUGUUGGCCCAACUCCACCGCUACUCACUUGGCAAGUGGUCCAAAAGAAGUUACCCUGGGGCAUUGUCCUUCUUCUUGGAGGAGGUUUUGCUCUGGCCAAAGGCAGUGAAGUGUCAGGACUGUCAAAGUGGAUGGGGGAUCAGAUGACUCCCUUACAAACUAUCCCUUCCUGGGCAAUUGCUAUCAUUUUAUGCCUGCUGAUUGCUACUUUCACCGAAUGUACCAGUAAUGUGGCGACUGCAACGCUCUUCUUACCUGUCUUAGCUUCAAUGUCUCAGUCCAUUGGAAUCAAUCCACUGUACGUCAUGGUGCCCUGCACUCUGAGUGCCUCAUUUGCAUUCAUGUUGCCUGUUGCUACGCCUCCAAAUGCCAUUGUCUUCUCUUAUGGAUACCUCAGAGUUGCUGACAUGGCCAAGACGGGAAUAGUCAUGAACAUUAUUGGUAUUCUUUGCAUUACACUGGCCAUCAACAGCUGGGGUAAGGCCAUGUUUGAGCUGGACUCCUUCCCCACCUGGGCCAACGUCACCGGGGUGUGAGCCUUGCUCUGCCACUGGAGAUGACGUUUGCACACCCUGCCUUCCAAAUCCACUGGUGCCAGACAAAGACCUCUGGUCAGAGAGACAGUACAAGAAGACACGGUGGACACGGUGGACUAAGUGCUGAUUCAAGCCUCUUUAAAGGCUUGCUUCCAGUGACACCUGAGUCUUGUUUGUGAAAGAAAGUGGGGAUAAAUGAAAUGGAAGAGGUGGUCAAUAAACCUGUUCCAUUAAAAAUCAUCCUUUGACCCCUUUUGCUCAUGAACAGUACAACAAUCAUUACGUGCUGAAAGUGUUUAUGUUCAGCCAAAUCUAGAGACUCCAUUUAAAGGAGAUCUUUUUAUGAAAUGAAGAGCUGUCAAAAGUCAGAAUUGAAAUGAAAAUGGUUGCAUGCAGUCUUGUACCACUUCCCUCAUAGCAAUAAGCCAUACUGUAACGGACUGCAGCUCUGUUGUGCAUUGAUGAAACAUAAGUAGGCCUACAUUCAUUUACUACAUGUUAGAGUUUGGGAAAGGUUUAUAUUACUUGAUCAAUUUCAUUUUAUUCUACUGUAUUUUAAAUCUCCACUACAUUUCAGAAUCAAAUAUUUUUUCCACUACUUUUUAUUCCAUUAAAUUUUUUUGAUAACUGUAAAUAAUUCAAUUUAUACAUGAUUUUAUUUUAUUUUAUUUUUGUAAAUAUGGUAAUUUGUUAUGAUGCCAUUCAAAAGCCAUUUAAAUGGUUAAAUUAGCUUUGACCAGAUGGGUUAUGUGACUUACAUGUUUGUAAUAAUCAUCCAUUAACAUUACAUAUAACACAGACAAGGACAUUCCUGCUGCCUAAUGCAUACUUGUACUUUUGAUGCACUAUUUUGCAUUGUGAAUUUUAAUAUUUCUACUUUGUUAAAUAUUUAAAUGCUUAUUUCACUGCUGCAUUAAAUCCUGGAAGCUUUACAUAAGUGUCUCUUAAAAUACACAUCACCUUAUUCAGAUUAAUAGCUGGGUUAGCCAUUUUGAUAUGUACUGAUAUGGGAUAAUAUGCACAAUAUAGAAAAGAAAUUACUGUAAGUAAACAUAUACUGUACUUUGUCCUAUGAAUCGAUCAGAGGUGCUGUUACUUCUAGCAUCAGUUGAACUUUGAAAUGCAUCAUCACUAUACAAGCAAAUAACAUGUAUGUGCCUUAUUAUGUCAAUGUCAAUGUUCUCAACAAUCAAAAUGACCUUGUGAAAUGUCUCACUGGAAUAUUUAAUUUGUUUCUCAAUAAAGUAACAUGUAAGAAUCAA